Molecule: messenger RNA, 731 nt
Organism: Nymphaea colorata (pocket water lily)
Lineage: Eukaryota; Viridiplantae; Streptophyta; Magnoliopsida; Nymphaeales; Nymphaeaceae
Product: non-symbiotic hemoglobin 2-like
Exons: 4
Coding region: 146-625 (159 amino acids)
Molecular function (GO): oxygen binding; heme binding
Source: RefSeq, a predicted model, not a curated record
UCGUCUUGUAUUUAUAAGCAGCUCGAUCGGAAGCACUCACCACAGAGUUGUGCAUCUUCUCUUCUUCCUCUUCCACUGAAACUUUUUUCCUUCUUUUCUCACUAGCGUUGAGUUUGCCAGUCGAGAGUAGUUAAGCGGAGGAGCGAUGGGAUCGAUAAGCUUCAGCGAAGAGCAGGAGGCGAUGGUGAAGGAGGCGUGGGAGUUGAUGAAGCCCAACGUGCAGGAGCUUGGUCUGAAGAUGUUCUCCCUAGUUGGGCAGAUGUUGCCGGAGGCGGCCGGAAUGUUCUAUUUCCUCAAGGACCCGAACCAAAUCCCCCAGAACAACCCGCAGCUCAGGUCUCAUGUUGUCAAAGUGUUCACCAUGACCUGUGAAUCGGCUGCUCAGCUGCGUCAGAAUGGCAAGGUUGUGCCUGUGGGAAGCACACUGAAGAGGAUGGGCUCCAUUCACCUUAAGAAGGGUGUCCAAGAGUCUCACUUUGAGGUGAUAAAGGUGGCGUUUCUGAAGGUGGUGAAAGAAGCCGUUGGGGAGAAAUGGAGUGAAGAGAUGGGCGCUGCAUGGGCCGAAGCCUACGACCAACUGGCUGCUGCCUUCAUAGCCGAGAUGAAGAUCCAAUCCGCUAAUUAGAUCCAUUUCAUCCAGUCCAGUUUGUAUUAGGGAGUUUGUGUUCUUGGUUCAAAAUCAAAAAGCUUUCUGAAGUUUUUUAGUUUGAAUUGAUAUCAUUUGUUUGGUA